CUGAGCCCCCCCCCCUGACCCCGACCAAGCCCCGCCCCUUCCUGGUUGUCCUAGCGACCGCGGUGGCGUCCCAAGAUGGCGUCGUGGCUGCCGGAGACUCUGUUUGAAAUUGUAGGACAAGGCCCGGCGCCGAGCAAAGACUACUACCAGUUGUUGAUCACCCAGACUCAGAUUAUCUUUAGAUGGUGGAAGAUUUCUCUGAGAAGUGAGUACCGGUCAGCAAAACCUGGAGAGACGAAAGAAACCCAUGAAGACUUCUUGGAAAACUCUCAUCUUCAAGUUCAAGUCGCCUUAAUAUUUGGAGCAAAAAUAUUAGACUAUGUCUUCAACCUGUGUGAAGGUAAAUUCGACUUCCUGGAGCGGCUUUCUGAUACACUGCUGCUGAAGAUCAUCUACUUCUUGGACCUGGAAGAUGUUGCCAGGCUUUCUCAGACAUCAAGCAGGUUUGCAAAGCUGUGCAAGUCCGACUCGCUGUGGGAGCAGAUAGUUCAGUCCGCCUGUGACACCAUCACUCCUGACAUGCGGGCCCUGGCGAAGGAUGUGGGCUGGAGACAGGUGUUCUUCACCAACAAGAUCCAGCUGCAGAGGCAGAUCCGCAGGAAGAGGCAGAGGCAGGCAAAGCAGAAGGAGAAGCACACUUAGGGGACAGCUCUUCCCACCAGGUGCUAAGGGCUGUGAGACAGGAGCAUCUCAGGCUACCAUCUUCCCAAUCCCCUGCUGCACCCAGAGGAAAGAGGCACCUAUUGUGUAUGAACUAGCAAUAAAGAGUAACUAGUAGGCUUGUGGUUUUUUAU
This is a messenger RNA of Acomys russatus (golden spiny mouse), 794 nucleotides long. It is a transcript of the gene Fbxo36, whose product is annotated as F-box protein 36. Lineage: Eukaryota; Metazoa; Chordata; Mammalia; Rodentia; Muridae. Gene Ontology annotation, molecular function: protein binding. The record is from RefSeq and is a predicted model, not a curated record. Bases 76 to 642 code for a protein of 188 amino acids. The transcript is spliced from 5 exons.